Messenger RNA from Plasmopara halstedii, 492 nucleotides. Its product is annotated as caltractin. NCBI's taxonomy places the organism in Eukaryota, Oomycota, Peronosporomycetes, Peronosporales, Peronosporaceae. Gene Ontology annotation, molecular function: calcium ion binding. The transcript has 2 exons. The coding region runs from base 1 to 492 and encodes 163 amino acids. The record is from RefSeq and is a predicted model, not a curated record.
AUGGUAAAUUUUCCAAGCUCUUUGUCUGUAGGUACAGAUGAUGAUGCUUUUAUUGCAGCCAAGUGCCAUGUCCGCUUCAACUUUUGCAUGGUCUCGGGCUGGCUGCGUUGCAAGCCUAAGCCAGUUAAGAAAGUACUGGAUUACGAGGAUCUACAAGAGGUCAAGGAGGCAUUCCGUCUCUUUAAUACAGAUUCUAGGGGUACCAUCGACAUGCGAGAACUCAAAGCUGCUCUGUGGGCGCUUGGAAUUCAAGUAAAGAAAGCGAGAAUCAAUCAGAUGGUUAUUGAUAUUGGUAAGGACGAGUCAGAGACGAUUUAUUAUAAUGAAUUUAUUGAACUGAUGACGGGCGAAACUUUGACGGAUGAAGAAAUGCAUGAGAUGACUGAUGAAGCAGAUCGCGAUGAAGACGGACUGAAUAACGAGGAAGAGUUUUUUUCGCGCUAUGAAAAAUGUAGUGAGCAUCUACUGGACGACCCCAGCGACGACGAUUGA